UUGGCCUUGCUCCAACGAGCAACAUUUGGUGGAUACUCUUUCACAAUGACUAUGGCUAAUACCCACUGCAGGAGAAGCCAGUACGAUUGUGACGAGAACACCAAGGACAUUGAAUUCGACUUGGACAAUGAAAGCUACCAGUUCUUCACGAACGACGUCGCCGUGAAGACGUACAUCUGCUAUAAGGGUAAACGGAACUACCUGCUCAACGCCAUCAACCCGGACGAAGACCAGAACACCCACCCCUGGCUGCUCCCCGGUGGAGACCACACCAAUUUGGACGGCACCAAAUGGGGCGGGGUCACCGUAGCGGACAUCGUGGAAAGCAGCGUGGAGGGAUGGCUCGCCAACGGCCAGAAGAACGGAUGGGCGAGGCCCGACAUGCAAGGAAUUGUCACGAGUCUCGGCGAAACCCAAUACAGCAUCCGCACUCCAGGCUUCUUCGACAUCCCCGUCUGUGAGGUUCAAAGAGAUAUCGUGUGGAAUAUGGUCAAGGAAGACGGCUCGGCCCCGUUCUGGCCAUGCGGCCCGCCUGAGAAUUACAACAAGGAGGGCACCGACAUCGUGAGUACUUCCUGAUUUCUAUGAAGGAGCAUCACUCACACAUUGCCUGACAGAAAAUCGACAAGGGAUGUAUGAU
Messenger RNA from Aspergillus campestris IBT 28561, 640 nucleotides. RefSeq lists its product as uncharacterized. The coding region runs from base 46 to 579 and encodes 177 amino acids. The transcript has a single exon. Lineage: Eukaryota; Fungi; Ascomycota; Eurotiomycetes; Eurotiales; Aspergillaceae. The record is from RefSeq and is a predicted model, not a curated record.